AUGCCUAUACGUGCCAGUAUUGGUAUAGCGGUAGCUCUUGCCGCUGUUCUGCUGGCUGCUUUUUGUUUUAAUGAUAUUCUUUUGCGUCUUAUUGUUUAUUUAUAUUUCGGUAUUAUUGGUGCUGCUGUUGUUGCUUCUAUUUUGCUAUUUUAUGCUGUUAUUAUACAUCCACUAUUCGCGGCCUUACAUGAUCGUGUUACCAAUGUUCAUGACAUUAUUGUAUGA
This is a messenger RNA of Adineta steineri, 225 nucleotides long. Lineage: Eukaryota; Metazoa; Rotifera; Eurotatoria; Adinetida; Adinetidae. The record is from the annotation of a GenBank genome assembly.